Helianthus annuus (common sunflower) is the source of this 1629-nucleotide messenger RNA. Its product is annotated as B3 domain-containing protein At2g36080. Gene Ontology annotation, molecular function: DNA-binding transcription factor activity; DNA binding. Bases 89 to 979 code for a protein of 296 amino acids. The transcript is spliced from 3 exons. The record is from RefSeq and is a predicted model, not a curated record. Lineage: Eukaryota; Viridiplantae; Streptophyta; Magnoliopsida; Asterales; Asteraceae.
CGAAAAUCAUAUUCCUCACGCCUCUUUUCCCCUCUCUCUUCCUAUUUCUGCCCCCACACACAGUCUCCCCACCUUCACAAACACACACAUGUCCCUAACUCACUUAUCUUCUAACCUACCAGACCCCUUGUGGUGGACUCACCAACACCCAUACCCUAUUAUCAUGGACUCCCCCAAACCCUCACCCUUCUCCACCAUUGACCACCCACCUUCAACCCACCAAGACACCCCUAAAGAACCCAUGUUUGAAAAACCCUUAACACCUAGUGAUGUUGGCAAGCUAAACCGGCUUGUCAUUCCCAAACAACACGCUGAAAAACACUUCCCACUUCCCGGCAAUGACUCAGCCGUUGACCAAACAAAAGGGUUGCUACUUUGUUUCGAAGAUGAAGCCGGGAAACCCUGGCGGUUCCGGUAUUCUUACUGGAAUAGUAGUCAGAGUUAUGUGUUGACUAAAGGGUGGAGCCGUUAUGUUAAGGAAAAACGGUUGGAUGCUGGGGAUGUUGUGUUGUUUGAACGGCAUAGGUUUGAUGGUGACCGGUUUUUUAUUGGGUGGAGACGGCGGCCGGUGCCGGUGGAGAGUGUGGCGGUGGGUUCGCCAGGUGGUGGUGGUGGUGGUGCGCAGAUUAAUGGGUGGACCACCAGGGUCGUCUAUAAUGCGCAGUAUAAUUAUCCUUCGCACCACCUACCUCUAUCGGUUCCUCCUCAUCCAUACCAACCUGCCUGUAUUCAUGCAGGAGGUGUAAAUGAUAAUGUAGAAAACAACCAAAGAGACAUGGUGGCUAAUGGGAACAAUCCAAGAAGGGUGAGACUAUUUGGUGUGAACCUUGAAUGUCCAGAUGAAACUGAACCAUCAGGCCAAGAUGGUUCAAGCCAAGGUGGUCAACCCCACUACCAAUAUUACUCAAAUUCCAACAAUCUCAAUCACAACAUGAACAUCAAUUUCAGCCAGAUGAGGUACCACCAACAUCAAGGAUAAGAUCUGAGGAAUGUGACAUGUGUUGGAUUUCUCAAUUUUGUCAACAAACACCAUGCAAUGCUUUGCUGUCCAACAAUUUGGUGAAAUAACAUGUAACCCAUCAAAGAAAAUAGUACAUAAAAUCUGGAAAAAGAAAAAAAAAUCUCAAGAUGUCUUCAAACAAGACCGAAUAUGACAAUCAUUAAUUUCAUACAAUCGGCUACCUCAACCGAUCUGAUCCGUCUAUGUCGUCACACAACUGGCAAUCUGAACCGAUUCAUCUGUUUUUUCAUGCGACUGGCUUUCUGAACCGAUCCGUCUGUUUUAUCAUGCAACUGGCUUUCUAAACCGAACUGUUUCGUAGAAUUUUUAUUUCAAGUUGUAAGGCGUAAUAGCCACUGAAAAUAGAAAAGAAAAAGGGAAAUGAUUAGGGGUAGAAAGGUCCAUAAGGGGGUCCAUUUAGGUAUUCGGCAACUGUUGUGAUUCAGUAUGAUAGAUUUUUUUGUGUAAUGUUUGUAGUAGUAGUAGUACCGUUCAAAAAAAAAGUAGUACUUGGUGAUUGUACUAUUCUGCCCUCUGUUGCUGCAGUUAGGAUGAAACCAAUGCUACUAACUUCUUGUUCUCAUUUUCUCCAUAUUUUAUGUAACUAGUUCUAAUUUUGUUUAAUUUAA